CUUUUCAAGAUGACGAGGUCACGAGACAGGAGUGGUACCAUGUAUCCGUGAAUAUCAGAGUUUGUCAGCCGUCCAUUCUCUCUCUUCUCUUCUCUUCUCAUCUCUGAAUUGAGGAGAGGCGUUGGUGUGGGAGAUACACACACACACACACACACACACACACACAUAUAUAUGGCUUUGUCUGCAAAUACUACUAGUAUCAUAUCUCACAAGUACAACCGAACCCUAACUGGUGCACCCCAUUUUCCUUCUUUACUGAAGCUUAAAAAAAACCCAAUUGUCUCUGUGUCUCAACAUCGUCUCCCCAUCUCUGCAACUUCUUCCUCCACUACCAAGACCGACCCGGAUGUAGUUCAACUUCAGGAGGACCAGAACCCCAGCUUCACUCUCCAACCUCCAAUCACUAGUUGGUCAGAAUUUGCAACAAAAGUGUCCGGUGAAUGGGAUGGGUACGGGGCAGAUUUUACAAGUGAAGGGAAGCCUAUUGAACUUCCUGAAUCUGUUGUACCCGGAGCUUUCAGGGAAUGGGAGGUUAAGGUGUUUGACUGGCAGACUCAGUGCCCAACUCUUGCUAAACUGGAAGAUUUUGAUGCUACAUACAAAUUGAUAAAGCUACUUCCUACAGUUGGAUGUGAAGCCGAUGCUGCAACAAGGUACAGCAUUGAUGAUAGAAAUAUAGGAGGCGUAGAUAACAAGGUUUCUUCCUUUGCAUAUCAAUCUAGUGGAUGUUAUGUAGCGGUUUGGGUGAUAGAGGACCGUGCUACAUAUAGAUUAUUAGAGUUGGAGCAUUGCUUGAUUGAUCCUAGAGAUCAGGAGUCACGCAUGCGGAUAAUUCAGGUUGUCCGUGUUGAAAAGACUAAGUUGGUUUUACAGAAUAUCAAAGUCUUUUGUGAGCAAUGGUAUGGGCCAUUCAGAAACGGAGAGCAGCUGGGUGGAUGUGCUAUUCGUGAUUCUGCAUUCGCUUCCACAGACGCCUUGAAAAGUUCAGAAAUAACUGGUGUUUGGCAGGGUCUCAAUGCUGUUGCCAGCUUUCAACAGUCUCAGACUAACAUUCUUGCAGAGCUUUUAGAUGACAGCGUGCGCAAGUCAGUAAGAGAUGAACACAAUCUCAUAUUGCUCCCAAAGCAAUUAUGGUGCUCACUGAACGAAAGGGAAAAUGGUGAAACUUGGUGUGAGGUGGGAUGGCUGCUAGAUCAGGGAUUUGCUAUUACAUCAAAAUGCAUCUUCUUAGGGGAUGCAAAGUUAAAGGAAAUUACAAUAGCAUGUGAAACUGCAGAUUUGGCACAAUAGCGUUCAAACCUGCAGCCAUGGACAGUAUAAAGUAAUCUAUUGCAACGCCCACUCGCAUAAAGCACCGGCAUACAAGACAACUCAAAAUUGUUACUCUACCAUCCAGCAGUGAUUCAGUUGCAACUUCAACAACAAAAAUAUUGGGUGAAACAGAAAAUGUUGUAAUGGGUAGAUUCGAGCUUAUGGGUCAGUCUGUAAAAUAGUGUAUGAUAUAUGUUUGAUUACAACUAUAAUACUAAAUCAUAUUUUCUUAAUCAAAUUUGUACUAUGGCACUCA
Cornus florida is the source of this 1567-nucleotide messenger RNA. RefSeq lists its product as uncharacterized. The transcript is spliced from 4 exons. Bases 172 to 1290 code for a protein of 372 amino acids. Lineage: Eukaryota; Viridiplantae; Streptophyta; Magnoliopsida; Cornales; Cornaceae. The record is from RefSeq and is a predicted model, not a curated record.